CGGGCGCUGCGGUAGCGGCGGCGCGGGGCGGACGCGCGCGCAGGAGUCGCCGCGGCCCCCAUUGUGUGGCGCUGCCCGCCGCCAUCUUGUGCCGGGCCCUGAGGCGCCGCGCGGCGGCCGCGCCCCAGCGGGGCCCCCGCGCCCCCGGGGGCCGCCCCACCCCACCCCCCCCGCGCCGCCAGGCAGCCCCCCGAUCGGCAGAGCCAGGCCUCGCCCCAGGGCGCCGCCGCCCGCCCCGUCAGGCGACGGACAAGGACCCGCCCAGAGCCAUCCGCGCCGCCACGCCAUGAAGAUCAAGGACGCCAAGAAGCCGUCUUUUCCAUGGUUUGGCAUGGACAUUGGGGGAACUUUGGUGAAACUUGCAUAUUUUGAACCUAUUGAUAUCACUGCGGAGGAGGAGCAGGAAGAAGUCGAAAGCUUGAAGAGCAUCCGCAAAUAUCUGACUUCCAACGUAGCCUAUGGAUCCACUGGCAUUCGAGAUGUCCACCUUGAGCUGAAAGACUUAACUAUUUUUGAUCGAAGAGGAAACUUGCACUUUAUUCGAUUCCCAACUCAUGAUUUGCCUACUUUUAUCCAAAUGGGAAGAAAUAAAAACUUUUCAACACUACAUACGGUGCUCUGUGCCACUGGUGGUGGCGCUUACAAGUUUGAAGAAGACUUUCGCACAAUUGGAAACCUCCAGCUUCACAAACUGGAUGAGCUUGACUGCCUUGUCAAAGGCUUAUUGUACAUAGACUCAGUCAGCUUCAAUGGCCAGGCAGAGUGCUAUUAUUUUGAAAAUGCCUCAGAUCCUGAGAGAUGCCAAAAGAUGCCUUUUAACCUGGAUGAUCCAUACCCAUUGCUGGUUGUUAACAUUGGUUCAGGAGUCAGUAUUUUAUCUGUCCAUUCCAAAGACAACUAUAAAAGAGUAACUGGAACAAGUCUAGGUGGAGGGACCUUUCUUGGUUUAUGCAGUUUGUUGACAGGCUGUGAAAGUUUUGAAGAAGCUCUGGAAAUGGCAUCCACAGGAGACAGCACACACGCUGACAAGCUGGUUCGAGAUAUCUAUGGAGGAGACUAUGAAAGAUUUGGCUUGCCAGGAUGGGCUGUAGCAUCCAGUUUUGGGAAUAUGAUCUACAAAGAUAAGCGAGAGUCUGUUAGUAAAGAAGAUCUUGCAAGAGCCAUAUUGGUCACCAUCACCAACAACAUUGGGUCGAUUGCCCGGAUGUGUGCAGUAAAUGAGAAAAUAAACAGAGUUGUGUUCGUUGGCAAUUUUUUACGUGUGAAUACUUUGUCAAUGAAGCUUCUUGCGUAUGCACUGGAUUACUGGUCAAAAGGCCAGCUGAAGGCCUUGUUCCUAGAACACGAGGGAUACUUUGGAGCUGUUGGUGCUCUUCUUGGGCUGCCAAAUUUCAGUUGAGAUACCAGAUGUCACUACUCGGAACUGUUUUCCACCUGAAUGACACUUGCUUAUGGCAAUGGGAACUAAAUAUGGAAGGGGAGAAGAAAAUAGCAGGUUUUUUGUAACUGGUUUUAAGAAGUGAUGAGCUACUGAAUAUUUUCAUUAUAAAGAAGGGGGUUUUGCUCUGUUGGGCAUUGAAAAGUGAAAUGUUUGGGAAUAUUGUUUAUGCUCUUUGGUACACGUAGCCAGUAUCGAAUUUGUAAUAUGCAAUACAUACUCUGAAAACAAGCUUCCAGCGGAAGGAAUGCCAAUCCUUUAAGUGCUCAGUGUGAAAGUACUGCAAGUUUACUCUUGAGGCUUUAAGCUCAUCAGUUCUGUUUAUAAUUGAUGAAUCAAAAAAAUGGUAAGGUAUUAUCUACAUGUGGAGGAAACUGGAGGCAGUUGCUUCCCACAGUAGGACUAGUCGUUAUUUCAUUUUCAUGUGUAAUGGAAAUAAUAAUCUUUGAUUUUCAUUGGGAAGAGUAGAAACACAAAAAAUAAGCCAAAGCAGCAGAUGAGGCAGUUGAUGUUUCGAAUGUUUUGUGAAAAUAUCUAUUUGUCCUCUUCAUUUAUUUGAAGAUGCAGCUGGUGUUUUGGGAAUAUCCCCUCUGUCUUUGGUUGGAUUUGGAAAAGAAAUUAAUGAUUAAUGAAGGCACGUUUUGGGGGUUGGGAUGGCUUUUUUGAGGACAUGACUUCCAAAAUGCCUUUUUUGUUUUUGGACUAAAUGUAGGACCUUGUAAUUCUGAUGCUUUGGCUCAUUUCUGUGGAGGCUUGGAAAAUUUCUGUCCCAUUCUACUGAUUUGGAAACGUGAUUUCUCCUUAAUUUUAUAACAGUUGAUCGGAAUCUAGUUAGAGGUUGAAAAUGAAAGCUCAUUAGUUUGCUUUUGGAUUUGGAAGUUUGUUUUUGAAAGUUGAGAAUGCUAUCAGAGUUUGUAUUGCAGCACCAAAUGGACCAAUAUUUAGCGCACUUGCAAUAUGGAACUGUUCAUCAAAUUGUGGCCUUGGGAUAAAAUCCAUACUCUGGAACUGAUCUUUGGCGUUUUCUGUAUACUUUUAAAUUUUACAGGUGUGAUUAUUGUAAUAAGUUUAGCCUUGAAGCCAGGGCAUGAUAUCAUAAACUUGUGAGAGUAUUAUACAGUCAUUAGCUAUAUGACUCUGGACUAAAGAGCUACCCAAUUUUAUGAUAUCAUUUUAAUGUUAAAUAUUUCCUAUAAGUGCAUGAAGAGCAACCAGACUAGAACACAUAUCUUGGUUUUAGGGUGGUUGUAAAACUGAUUGCUUGAGUAUUCCAUGAUGUGGCCGUAUUGUAUUCAGACACAUCCACCUAGUGUGCUAGAAACCUCUAUGUGUUAUUUUCAGUCUUUUUCUGUUCUUGAAAAUCAAAGCCCCAUACUAACAUAGGUUAAUUCUGAGGUCCUUUGAGCACAGUAAGCUGGAGUCAAUUCAUUAAGCCUGAUGCCAAUCAGAAACACAGUUCUGUUUAUUGUUGCCUUUCCUGGUGCUCAUACUACAUUUCCAUUGUAGUUGCUUUGAUGUUUAAUUUUAGAUGUAAAAACACCAAACAAAAUUACACUCACUGUUCAACUGAUUUAAUGCUAAAUCAGAGAGCACUUCAGAAAACAAGUGAAUGUGGUUUUUAUAGAAUGCCUUUAUAAAUGUUGUUCCUUUUAAGUUACGAUUAACUGUAGAAAAUAACCUUUUUUUGGUUAUAGAACUUUGUAAAAACUUAGUUUUCUGAAUGCUUUGACAGCCUCCUGAAAAUUUUGCAAGCAAACUGUGUAUUUUUUCUGGCAGAGUGAAGUACUUUGAGACACACAUGACAACUUGAUUAAGAACAGUUCAUUUAGACUAUGUUUAUUGCUACUUCAAAUUUUGUGAAUGCUGAGGGAGAGCUGAUCUUGAAGCAGUAGUUAGAUGUUACUUGUAUGUUUAACCAGAAGCACGUGUAGAAGAUGAUUACCUAAUGACCGUGGUUAAUUUAAACCAUUUGAAGUCAGUGUGACCCAAGAUACAUUUCUAAAGUAAAUUGUACAGGUACAGAAUAAAUGAAUGGAGUAAUUCUUGAAUAGCUGUACUUAAUAGAAGCUACUGUGAGAAUCAGAAAGUAUGCCCUACCUCUAUUUUACUUCCCUUGAGCUUCUACAAAAUGUUUACUUCCCUCUGCUAGUUUUAUCAGCACAAUUGUUUCUUCAUUACAGGAGCAGCCAGAGAAGUUUCCAAGCCCUACUGUAAAGCCCCAAGGGGCUGUAUUUUAGACAUCAUCUUUGAGUUUCGUCUAAUUUUUUUCUCAACUGAGAACUUGUUAUUAAUCUCCGAAGACUGACCGCACCACCAGUAGCAAUGCUAGGAGUCACAAAUGGUUGACAGAUAAGCCUUAAAGUAUUUUCAUCUAAAUUAUCUUCUAAAUAAAUUGAAAAGUCUUGUUUGUUUUAUACAAAUCACUGCAGUAGCUUGCUUUUCCUAGUCUCUGCUUUUACCUUCAGCCUUGUCAUUUCUUUUCCUCAAAGCUAACUGGUUCAAGUGGCUUUAGAGUGAAUUGAGUCAGUGUGAUGUGCUACAGUAGAGAAAAUUCGAAGUUUUCUCAGGGCUGCUAUCUUCUCAAGAGCCACUUAUCUGGAGGAAAGUUGUGUGCUAUUCUUUUAAAGUAAAAUAUAAAACUCAUUUUGAAUAUGUAAACAUUUUCAGCUUGAUCAGCCAUGUGAGUGCCUUUUAAUUUUUUUCAUAUAAUGCCAAUUCUGCUGGUACUGAGACUUUAUCCGGGAAGUUUCCUAACCAGUGUUGCCACCAGAGAAAUGGCAGAUAAUUUUAUUGCCCAUGGAAAUGAUCCCUUCAAUCCAUUGUAGCUAGAGAUGCCAGGAAAACAGCAUUGGGUUUCUGGCUCCCUAUCUGUGUACCCCUUACCUUGGAGUAAUGCUUUUGUGUUUCUUGUUCUCGUUGGUCUUUUUAAGUAUUACGCACAAUUUUAUGGUAUCGGUAUCUCCCCAAAAGUCAUGCAAGUUUUUUGUUGGAUACGUACAUAUUAUUUCAGGCCAAAGAAGUUAAUUUUUGGAUGAAGCUAUUCCAAGUUGGUAUGGCUGUUAUACUUAACCACUUCACCUUUCUAGUUCACCUAGAGUAACUGCAAUUGAAAUAAGAAGGCAACUACUACAAUACAUUUUGAAUAUUUAUUAAGCUAGAAUGAACACAUCUUCAGCAUUCUUUACUGAAUCUAGAGAUUUAAGUAUAAACACUUUUUCAUUCUUUUAGUAAAGCCUCAAUGAAUUUACCAAUUUGGAGAGAAGCAACACUGAUAAACUUGCUUUGUCUUAUAGUUUGGUCUGGAUUUUCGAAGGGUUUUCAGAUGUGCAACUUGCCUUUUGAAGAUCUUUCCAUCUCUCUGUAGUGUUCUGCAAGAAAGCACCUGUGUGGUUCUACCAACUUCCAUUCAUAGUUUGAGAGUUACAGCAUGGAAGGAAUAUUGAAAGCAUGCUGUUACACUUUAUCUCAGCCUGUGUAUAAAGAAAAAAAGCUGUGUUCUGGCUUUUUGUAAAAGUAAAUAUUCCUUCGGUAGUACUGAAAGAUUCUUACUUGUGUUUCAGUUGUUGGUAGUAUACAUGCAAGGGGAUUAUCUUGCCUUUAAGAUUUGUAAUAGUAACUCUUUCUCUCUAUCCAGUAUAGGUCUUCAGGAAAGACCUACAUCCAGAUAAAUUGCAGUAACUCAUCAUUUUUAAAUGUUUCAGAGUAACAGUGCAAUUUUAACAUUAAUUAAAGUGUCUUUCACCUAGAGCAAAUCUGUGCUUCUUAAAGACUCGUUUGUCGUUAACUUAUGUUAAUGAUCAAAUUUGCAUUCAACCUAUUUUUAAAUAUUGCUGUCACUUUUCAAAUUCUGGAUACUAGAUGGCUGUGAUCCUGAGGAAACAGUUGAGUUUGGAACAGAGAUGAAGGUCGGUGUGGUCAGUCUGUUGAGCUAGUAGUGGUGGUUAGCUUUUUGUCCCAAGUCCAUUUCCACAUUUAAGAGAUCAGUGUUUUCCUAGUGACAGGGCUUUCUGUGUCAUUUCUUUUUUUUUACUAUUAAGUAGGCUUUAAACAUGUAAUAUGUAAUGGAGCUUUGCUUAGGUUAAAAAGUGAACAGAAGUCUGUCGGUCAGAUUAGGAGCAUUUGGCCAAGACCUGUAGGUCACGGUGCAGAGCUAUGAACACACUUGGCGCAUACAGUUACUGUUUUGAUUGUGUUAAUUUUUCCAUUUCUCAUUAACACACAGUGAGAGGGGGCAGACUUAACAAUAAUUGUGGAUCAAACAGGUGAAUUAAGUCCUCACAUGUGACCAUGGGAGAUUAAAAAAAAAUAAUUAGUCACAGUAUAAAGGGAAAAUUCCUUGCUUUAUGUUCUCUAAUACCAAUACUCCAAAGUACAUCAGCAGUAUUCUGUCAUCUGUGAUAAAAUGACUUAAAUCUUCACGUUUAAAGUCUGCGAAGAAGCCUGUUUUGUUUACUUCACAUAUAUAAAGCAUGUUAAGUAUUCCUAAAAACACACUUUCUGAAAGCAUCUCAAAAGAUGUUGUAAUAUAUUUGUAGUUGUUAUUGUUCUAACGGAAAACAUUUGAGCAGUCUGUGUUUGCAUAGCUGAGUGACAAAUCCUGCUCACUUUGGUUACUUGAGUAGAUGGUUCUCCUAAGUGGGGACUGUUUUAAACUAACGGGCAAGAUUUGGCCUCAAGUUCUUCUGCCUGGGGAGCACGGUAAUUCUACUUUGCAUAUUCCUGCUGGUGCUAAAUAAUCUGUUAAAAAACAAAGAUUCUAACUAGAAAUUGUAGAAAAAAAUACUUAUGGCCUGGUCCUUUUGACAGAUUUAAACUUUAUCAUUUGCAGGUGUUUUGGGGGGCCUUGUUUCAAGAUUCCUGUUUAGGUUUCUUUAGAGUAUGUGGACUGUGUGUGUUAAUGUGGCAAGUCAUUGGGAGGUUUGAUGUCCUCUGCUGCUUUCUAUAAGGCCUAUAACAUUCCUGUUGUGCAUUACGAUACAAGUGACUUCCUUGCUGGAUUUCAGUGUUACCCUUCAUCUCGUUUUGUCCUUGUAGCUGUUUGAACAAGUAGUACUGAGUACAAACACCACUGGCAUUUGUUCUUUGCUAAAACUUCAAGAAAAUCAGCCAUUACUGUAAGCAUUUCAGGAAGCUGUUUAAAAUGCAGAAAUAACCAUUUAACAUAAUUCUAAAAGCUAGAUGUUAGUCUUGCCUAUAAAAUAAACUGGAAUACAGUGUAUUGGUUGCUAAUCUUUGCUGUAAAUUGCUAACAUUUCACAGUUCUUCUACCAUCAAUGUAAGGACAUUGUAAAUACAAGGCUUGAAAGGAGGAGGUGUGUUAGUUUCAGAUUGUGCAUUACAAAAGAAUUUAAUUAUAAGACUAGUGAAUUCUUAUCUUGAGACAUUAAAUUAUGACAUCUAGAACAUGAAAAUUAAUGUAUCAAUGUUAUAGAGAUAGAACGUAUAGGGCUUUUGAUAAUCUGCACUUUUUUAACAUUUCUGAGUUUUGGCAUUUUAACAAAUGAGUAUUUAAUUUUCCGUUUCUGUCUCAUCAUCUGCAAGCCUUCUAAUCACCAAUUGCUGUCUUCAAAUAUUUUGUUUUAGUUGGUUAGCAAAGCGGACAGCCAAAUUCAUUAAUUGUAAACCCCUGUGGGAUGGAAGUUCUCCGAAGAGCCAUUUGGUUAAGUUGCCUUAUUCUAUUACAUUGCACUCAUGUUAUGUCUCCACUUUCUUGUUUACUGUUCAGACACUGAAGAUGUGAUGUAAAAAUAUGUGCUACAAAUUUUUAUUCAUAAAGUACUGAUUAAUACCUUUGCGUCUCCUGUUAAUACAGCUCUUGUAAAUGAUCCCUUUAUGCCAUCUGUAAUGCAGUUCUUGUAAAUUGUUUAAAUUAUUUUUCUUUUUAUAGAUUCUGAUUAUUGAAUGUACAGGUUCGAUCCCUUUAAUAUAUCACUGAGUAAUUUGAUUGGGGCCCCAAUAUGGCCAAUGCUACAAUUCAUCCCAUCAAAACUGUAAAUAAUUCUUUACUGCUUGUUUGCAUGAAGUUUGGAUUUCAUUUACUUUGUCAUAACCCAGCUCCUCUGUGAUGGGCCUACUUUUUACAGCUUAUUUUCCUGGUUUUAUUACCAUUUGUUCUGUAUGAAUGUUGAAACAGUACUUUGUCUUUUCCUAAUAAAUAAUUUGAGAUUGUUCA
This is a messenger RNA of Cuculus canorus (common cuckoo), 7610 nucleotides long. RefSeq names its product pantothenate kinase 3 (gene PANK3). Gene Ontology annotation, biological process: coenzyme A biosynthetic process. Lineage: Eukaryota; Metazoa; Chordata; Aves; Cuculiformes; Cuculidae. Gene Ontology annotation, molecular function: ATP binding; pantothenate kinase activity. The coding region runs from base 287 to 1399 and encodes 370 amino acids. Gene Ontology annotation, cellular component: cytosol; nucleus. The record is from RefSeq and is a predicted model, not a curated record. The transcript has 7 exons.